UCCAUCUCACGUAGGAAGCAGCACCUCCUCACGUUUCUCCCUUCUUCCACCACGACGCAUAACGGGUCCGCAUCAACAGGCAGAAUAAGGGAGAGCUUUAUUCCUCUUCGGUUGGAUUAUAACGGUAUUGACACAUGCUACGGUAAUCCACUUUUAUAAUAAUAGCGCGUUUUCUAGCGUUUUAUCGUUUUGAACGAGUUGGUUCCCAUUUUAUCUGAAAUGAACCUUCUUUCUAUGGUUGUCAAAGUUUAUCUUGAUGCAACAUAGUGAAUUGACGCCCAAGAGGAAUCAAGUUAUUUAACGAUUUUCGACACAAAGCAGAAUAUUUGAUUACGGACAUGUAAGCAUUUCACGGUAAGGUCUACCUACACCUGUUAUAUUCGGCGCAUGUGACAAAUACAAAUGGAUUUGAUUUGAUAUGAGGAACAAGCGGAGAGAGGGAGAAUCGAACAGCCUGCUACUUUCCCCAGCGGAAAUGAGCUCAGUCGGGGGGUUUUCCAUCUUUUAGAACAUGACGGGUUUCAGCCACUACUUGCUGCCGGUGGAACCCUGAAGGUUCUCAUUCCACAACCAAAAUCUUUUGAUUCGGAUGGAAUGUCAAAGUAACUCAAAUGGACUACAACUACACGGACCGCAGCGACGCGCAACAUAAUCAUCAUCAUCACCACUGCGAAGGAGGCAUGGAAGGUGGCUUGGGCACACCCACGUCAUCAGCUGGCAGCUCCACCUGCAAGAGGCUCCAGCAGCACCGGCGCCCAGAGUACCUGAGGACAGAGUUACACAGGCUACAGAGCACCCUGGCUAGGGAGGAGGGGAGGACAGCCUGCCUGACCAACGGAGCAUCUGGAUGUCAUGGGAUGAACAGGCAGAACGGUCACAGUGAUGUCAUAAAGACGAGCAACACCCUGAGACUACAUGUACCACCAGCUGGCUCAUGUGUCUCAGUCAGCCAGCAGCUCUCUCCUCUGGAGACAUCCAGCUCAGAAGCAUACAAACCAUCCCUAAGUUACCAAACAAACCAUUUAAUUUCCUCCUCUCCCACUCCCCCUCCAAGUGACUUCAGGUUGACCCCAGGGUCAAUCCCCCUACAGCCCUGCCUCUUGAGCCCUAACCCCAGGAGUAGUUCUGCUGCCUCUGCAACUCAGUUCUGCCCUCCUAACUCCAGGACCUGUCCCUCUGGUUCCACUGGCUCCAGGUCACCCCAGUCCCCCCGGCCAACCUGCCACUCCAGGCCACCUCCUUCAGGGGAAACUCCCUUCAGCUCUUCUUUCAGCUUCAUCCAACAGUCACUGAGCUCCAAUCACAGGACAGAAACAGACACCACAGCUGGUGAGAGGCCCCCUGGCCUAAACCCAGACCCACAACCACUGAACAGGCCCCCUGGCCUAAACCCAGACCCACAACCACUGAACAGGCCCCCUGGCCUAAACCCAGACCCACAACCACUGAACAGCUCCACUAGUCUAGAACCAGACCUGCUGGAUCAGUCCUCAGCUAGGUCAUUAAGAACUGGAUCAGUCCCAUCCCACUCAGAACCACUGGAGUGGUCUGUCCCACUCUGCCAACCUGUAUCAGCCCCCCUUGACCAAUUACCAUCCAGGACAUCUGACUCCAACCAAUCACGACUAGGAGUUUUGGGUCUCUCUUUGGGGCUUUCUGUUUCAAAACUGUCAACUCCGUGUCGUGUCCAAUCAGAGCCAGGCUCCGUCCCUCUCAGCCAGUCAGACGGAGUACGGGACCGGCUCUCACCUUGGGUGUGGCAGGACCGCCACUGGGAAGGCCGGGAGGGGGCGGGACCACAUCUGCGGGCGGAGUUACCCUCCUCUGACCUGGCGGAGGUGGAGCCUGACUGUGACUCCUCCUCUCUGGACACAGAAGCCUCCUCCUCCAUGUCAGUACCGGAGGACUCUGACGCUGCCACUCCCUCCUCCCUCACCUCAGGGUACGAGAGUGCCACGCCCACUAGCGCCUCUGCCUCCUCCCUCACCUCAGGGUACGAGAGUGCCACGCCCACUACCGCCUCUGCCUCCUCCCUCACCUCAGGGUAUGAGAGUGCCACGCCCACUAGCGCCUCUGCCUCCUCCCUCACCUCAGGGUACAAGAGUGCCACGCCCACUACCGCCUCUGCCUCCUCCCUCACCUCAGGGUACGAGAGUGCCACGCCCACUACCGCCUCUGCCUCCUCCCUCACCUCAGGGUAUGAGAGUGCCACGCCCACUACCGCCUCUGCCUCCUCCCUCACCUCAGGGUAUGAGGGUGCCACGCCCACUACCGCCUCUGCCUGGAAUGACUGCGUUCCAGACCAGGACCAGGGCUGGGACCAACUGGUCAAGAAGUACGAAGGUGUCCUUCAAGAUUGCCUGCACAACAACCGUACUAAUACUAAGAUUGAGUCCAUGAUGGGGAAGCUGCAGAGACUAAAGCAGAAGGCUAUCCUGGAGGAUGAGUAUGACUCAGCUGAGCGCUUUGGUAAGAAGCUGGAGGAGCUGUGUAGAGAGAGGAGCUCACUGAGGCUGGGUCUCCCCUCCAGACAGCCCAGUGUGGCUCUGUUCCUCCAGAGACUCAGAGAGGCAGUACACAGCGCCCUCGCCAGGAUGGAGGACCAUAGGGAAGAGGAGGAGAGGGAUGGAGGGGAAGUGGCUGAAGCCGUCCAGGGUCCACUGCAAAGGAGAGAGUGUUUGCUGCAGGAGAAACGCAUGGUGGAGGCGGAGAUGGCAGAGCUGCAGUGGAGGCUCGGAGAGCUGCAGUCUCGGAGUUGCAGCCUGGAACAGCAGAUCCAGCAGGAAGAGGAGGAGCUACAGACUGAGGAGGUUGAAGGACCCGCCCUGCGCAGCUGUAGCCACAUCCAGCUCAGAGACAUGGGCAAUGCCCUCAAUGACCUGGUAACAUCACAGAGCAGGACCAGGAUUUGUGUCUCUCCCCCUGAAGCCAUACUCAGACUCCAGGAUCAGGAGCAAUCACUGAGUCUGUCCAUUAAAGAUGCUACGGCUAAAGUAGUGAUGAGUCAGAGGUUGGGAGGAAGUCUGAGAAGGAAAGUCAGUGAGACAGAGACUCAACUCCUGGCUCUCCACGAAGCCAAGCUAGCCGCCAUCUCAGGUAAUGCCUUCAGCAGUGCUAAGGAGCUGAAGGCAGAGAUGAGAGCUGUCUACGGAGAAAGAGACAGGCUGGAGCUGCUAGUGAAGAGACUCCACAGCCUGAGUUUUGGUAACAGCCAGGAUCUGGCCAAGAUGAAGACCCAACAACAACAGCUGAAACUGGAGCUGGAGGCCAGACAGGCCCAGCAUGAACUGACUCUGAAAGAGAAUGUUGUCAAGUACAUCGAGUUACUGGAAGACAGACUGCACAGUUGUGGCUGUCCCCCUCUGCAGCAUAUCUGGGAGGCUGAUCUAGAAGCCUGUCACCUCCUCCUCCGAGGCAUCCAGCUGCGUGGUGCAGACCCUGCCACAGUGGUACUACCCAACCCCCAACCAGCCACUAAACAAGAAGCAGAUCUGCAGGAAUGUGCCAUGUUGACGGCUCUGGGGGGGCGCUGGUGCCCCGAGGCCAACCUACAGAACUCAGAGUUCACCAAGAAAUUGGAAGAGUUUUUAUUCUGCAUGGAGGAUGUUCACCCAGAGGAGGACAGUGGCAGUGAAGCAGCAGGGCUAACAGCAGACCUGACUAUAGAGCUGACCGACCAGUGUGAGGAGAUCAGUGAUAGGCUGUUGAUUCUGGAGGAUGACCUCCAGACAGCCAUACAGAACAAAGACCAAGAUCUCACACAGUCCCUGGAGCAGGAGGUGAGGGAGGUGAAGGCUACUCUACACACCAUGCUGACACAGCUUAAUGAUGAGGAGGCGGAGGAGGAGAAAGAUAAUGAGAUCAUGGAGGAGGAGGAGGAAGACCAGUAUUUCAGUGACAGCUGGGAGAUUUGAUACGGGGGUCUCGGGGUUCUCCUGUGUUUUAUGACCACUCCAUCCCAGAGAGACCCUUUCUGGUGGCUGUCCUCUGACAAACCGCUGACCUCUAACCCAUGAACCUGCAAGACUCUGUGAGAGGUUGACAUCAGCAAUCAUAUUAAUUUACUCUAGCUCCAUCUCCUGUACAAUUAGACUCUGUUGUGUUGCUGGACAAUUCCAGAGAGAUUGGACUAUAAACCACUAUCAGUUUUUAUAUAUUAUGGGAAGACACUUUGAUACAAAUCUAGUCAUUUCUAAAUAUGUUUAAGAUAGCAGUUAUGUCCAAGUUUGAUUUGGGAGAAAAACAUUGGAUUUUUUUACAUAUAAAAUAUCUUCUAAAUAUUUUGGACUGUUCUAGUUAGUUAAACCAGGCUGAAACACAGCAGUGCCUUAGGCAGAUAACAGACUUAACUAAAUGUUGUUACUGCUAGAAGACAUGGAUACGCUGGUUUCCUCUCAACAUUUUAUCGGAAUCAGAACAGACUGAACAGCUUUUAAUAGUAAUAAUGUUGAUGUAUAUGGGGUCACUCCAAUACGACCUCAGCUCCAGCUGUAAUAUGUGACAGUAGCGAAGAACAAAAUGGACCAUCAGCAGAGAAGGACCAAAUUAACCAAUAGGAGAGAAGAACCAAAUGGAGAGAUGGACCAACAAGAGAGAUGGACCAACAGGAGAGAUGGACCAACAGGAGAGAUGGACCAACAAGAGAGAUGGACCAACAAGAGAGAUGGACCAACAGGAGAGAUGGACCAACAGGAGAGAUGGACCAACAGGAGAGAUGGACCAACAGGAGAGAUGGACCAACAAGAGAGAUGGACCAACAAGAGAGAUGGACCAACAGGAGAGAUGGACCAAAAGGAGAGAAGGACCAAAUGGACCAACAGGAGAGAUGGACCAAAUGGACCAACAGGAGAGAUGGACCAAAUGGACCAACAGGAGAGAAGGACCAAAUGGACCAACAGGAGAGAAGGACCAACUGGAGAGAAGGACCAAAUUAACCAACAGGAGAAUCCCACAGUGUUUCUGUGUUUUCUGUUUUCUGCAACAGUCUUCUAAAAUAUGCUAAAUGCUAACCACAGUAUUGUGUGUGGGAUUCUAAAUGCUAACCACAGUAUUGUGUGUGGGAUUCUAAAUGAUAACCACAGUAGUGUGUGUGAUGCUAAAUGCUAACCAAAGUAGUGUGUGUGUGAUGCUAACCACAGUAGUGUGUGUGAUGCUAAAUGCUAACCAAAGUAGUGUGUGUGUGAUGCUAAAUGCUAACCAAAGUAGUGUGUGUGUGAUGCUAAUUGUUUAUAUACUCAUUAUGAUUGCCUUGUAGUUUUUUUGGGUAAUUUUUCUUUUCAUUUUUACUCCCUUUUUAUUCCCCAAUGUCAUUAUUAUAAUCUUGUCUUAUCGCUGCUACUCCCCAACGGGCUCGGGAGAGGUGAAAGUCAAGUCAUGCGUCCUCCGAAACAUGACCCGCCAAGCCACGCUUCUUAACACCCGCUCGCUUAACCUGGAAACCAGCUGCACCAAUGUGUCGUAGGGAACACAGUUCAACUGAAGUCAGCCUACUGGCAUCUGGCCCUCCACAAGGAGUCACUAGAGUGCAAUGAGAAAAGUAAAGCCCCCCCGGCCAAACAUUUCCCUAACCUGUGCGACGCUGGGCCAAUUGUGCGCCGCCCUAUGGGACUAUGGGAUCGAACCCCAGGCUGUAGUGACACUGCAACACUGUGAUGCAGUAUCUUAGACCGCUGCGCCACUCGGGAGGCCAGAAUUUAGUGUUUUAGUCGAUGAUAUGACUUCUUCAGUGUAGUGCCACAGAAGAGAGGUGAAGCUAAAUUGAUACUUUGUCGAUGUCUUCAGUUGAGGAACUGGGGAUAUCAUUGACUAGUUCAAUGGCGACCAUUACGAAUGUACCCAUAGGACCAAGUAAAAUAUCUUCUGUUUUUUUUUACCUUUAUUUUACUAGGCAAGUCAGUUAAGAACAAAUUCUUAUUUUCAAUGACGGCCUGUUCAGGGGCAGAACGACAGAUUUUGUACCUUGUCAGCUCGGGGAUUUGAACUUGCAACCUUUCAGUUACUAGUCCAAUGCUCUAACCACUAGGCUACCCUGCCACCCUGUGAUUUGUUGAUUCAACGCAACUGACAUUUCAAUUGCAUGAGCCACAUCAGGUAACAUAAUUUGAAUUAACAUUCUACAUUACCAUGGAAAUGAUUGCAUCACAAUAGCAGGCAGCCAUGAGUUUCCCAGUCAAAUUGGUUCCAAGCCCUUAUCAUUCUGUUUCUAUGGUAGGAUCUCUAUCUCUACUGUUUAGGAUGAAGGGUUGGAGGAACAACCCACACUAUAAAAUGUUGAUGAGCACAGAAAAGUUUUUAGUAACUGCUGUUUGUCCACAUUUUGUCUUUAAAAAAGCACUUUGUUGUUUAUUUGUUAUAUUUGUUGCUUUUGACAGGAAAUGUGUUGCUUUUGACUGGAAAUGUGUUGCUUUUGACAGGAAAUGUGUUGCUUUUGACAGGAAAUGUGUUGCUUUUGUUUAAUGAAGGAUUGUUCAGACAUGUUUAUUUCACUGGGUACCACUUUGUGUGACUCUCGGUAUUUAACCAUAAAGUCUUUGUCUGCGUCCAAAGUGGCAAUAUGCCAUAUA
Molecule: messenger RNA, 6563 nt
Organism: Oncorhynchus nerka (sockeye salmon)
Lineage: Eukaryota; Metazoa; Chordata; Actinopteri; Salmoniformes; Salmonidae
Gene: disc1
Product: DISC1 scaffold protein
Exons: 14
Coding region: 612-3914 (1100 amino acids)
Biological process (GO): neuron migration; cilium assembly
Cellular component (GO): intermediate filament cytoskeleton; mitochondrion; microtubule
Source: RefSeq, a predicted model, not a curated record